AUGCCCACGAAAACCCCCCUCCUAUGGGCUACCCUCGCCCUCCACCUGCUCUGUCUCACACACCACUCCCUCACCGCCACCUCUCUCUCCGGCAACCCGCUCAUCGGCGCAAUCAACCUCUUCUCCUCGCUCCUCUUCUCCUUCACCCACCACACCCAUGCCUCCAGCUCCAUCGCGCUGCCCACGCUUUUGCUGGUCAUGCAAGCCGUGGGGUGGGGUCUGACGACUUACAUGGAUGUGGUACUGCAACGCGGCUGGUUCUUCGGCGUGCAUGCAUUCGGAGACGCGUUAGCGGAACAUGCGGUUCUGGGCGUGCCCAUGGGAGUACUAAUCGGGAUGUACCCCGUCAUGUAUGCCUCGACGGGGGUGACCAACCUCCUCCUCCUCCCCGGGAAACGCACCUCUCGAAAAGCAUCACGGGUGAUCACCGCCCUCGCAUCGGCUGCAAUCGACACACUUAUCUUCACAGCCUACGACCUGUGCAUCGACCCCCUCGGACCGGCGGACGGGAUGUGGAAAUGGGAUCGGUCGGCGUUUGUGCAUGGCGCGUAUUUCGGCGUUCCUGUGAAGAACUACUACGGGUGGUUGAUUGUCAAUUUCCCGACGUUUUUCGUCGUGCGGUUGUUGGGUGGGGUGGGACGAGCCCGUGGGGGAUGGGUCUUUGAGGCUGCGCCGGUGGUCGCGUAUGCGAUGAAUGCGGUAUGGUUGUGCAGGAUUGCGCCGUUUGAGGAGUUGCGGUUGGUUACGGUGGGGGUUAUGGGGGUUCCUGUUGUGGUAGCGUUGGCCAAUUUGGUACUCGCUCGCUGGGAGGAGGAUGAGCGUAUUGGGCUUGGGAAGAAGAAUAGAUGA
Molecule: messenger RNA, 849 nt
Organism: Fimicolochytrium jonesii
Lineage: Eukaryota; Fungi; Chytridiomycota; Chytridiomycetes; Spizellomycetales; Powellomycetaceae
Exons: 1
Coding region: 1-849 (282 amino acids)
Source: RefSeq, a predicted model, not a curated record